Messenger RNA from Candidozyma auris, 1089 nucleotides. Its product is annotated as exosome non-catalytic core subunit RRP4. Gene Ontology annotation, biological process: nuclear polyadenylation-dependent rRNA catabolic process; CUT catabolic process; exonucleolytic trimming to generate mature 3'-end of 5.8S rRNA from tricistronic rRNA transcript (SSU-rRNA, 5.8S rRNA, LSU-rRNA). Gene Ontology annotation, cellular component: nuclear exosome (RNase complex); cytoplasmic exosome (RNase complex). Bases 1 to 1089 code for a protein of 362 amino acids. Gene Ontology annotation, molecular function: RNA binding. The transcript has a single exon. The record is from RefSeq and is a predicted model, not a curated record. NCBI's taxonomy places the organism in Eukaryota, Fungi, Ascomycota, Pichiomycetes, Serinales, Metschnikowiaceae.
AUGCUGGACGCGGUGAUUACCAUUUCUCGACCUCUGAGAGAUGAUCUUUCUCUUGAUUUGAACUCAGAAGCUGACAUGGACUCGGAAACAGAUACCACUGCAAAGUUUGAGUCGCAAGAAGACCGGCUCUCAACAAGCAAUCGCAAGGCUGUGUCCUCUGUGGUAACCCCCGGUGAAUUAAUAACGAAUGAUCCCAUUUGGAUGAAGGGACACGGUGUUUACUUUUUGGAUAACAUGACUUAUUCUGCUGUUGCAGGGAAUAUUGCUCGGGUGAAUCGGCUUUUGAGCGUCAUUCCAUUGCGUGGUAGAUAUGAACCCGAGACAGGAGAUCACGUAGUCGGCCGAAUCACAGAAGUGGGUCAGAAAAGGUGGAAAGUUGAUAUAGGUGCAAAACAGGAUGCUGUGUUGAUGCUCGGAUCAGUAAAUUUACCGGGUGGCAUAUUGAGAAGAAAAUCUGAAAAUGACGAAUUGCAGAUGAGGACCUUCUUGAAGGAAGGUGAUUUGCUCAAUGCAGAAGUGCAAACUAUAUUCAACAACGGAUUAGCAUCAUUACAUACAAGAUCGCUAAAGUAUGGGAAGUUGAGAAAUGGAGUAUUUUUAAAGGUACCUUCCAGUUUGAUCAUCAAGCAGAAGAAUCACUCAUUUGAUAUGCCAGGAAGCGUAAGCAUAGUGAUUGGCAUGAACGGGUUUAUAUGGUUGAGCAAGACUUUGCAGUCAGGGUUUUCGAAGACGGAAUCCGGAGGCGGCAAAUUGCCCUUAGCUUCCACUGAUUCCUAUACUCCUGGACAGGGAGGUGUGGCUAUCACAAAAUUAGAAGAAGGCUCUUCGUGGGAAAUAUACAGCGACAGAAACGACCCGAGUAUCAACGAAACUUCUCGCAAUACGAUAUCUCGGUACUACAAUGUCAUAAAAGCGCUAGCAGCAUGUGAACUUGGCAUCACCGAACCCAGAAUUAGAAUGGGCUACGAGGGAAGUAUGAUGUAUUCAGACUCUGGUAGUCUCAUCGAGCGCGAAGCUCAAGAAAGCAUUUGUCAGGACAUUCUUGAAAAUGAAAGAAUGAGAGGAUCGGGAGACCCUCAUAUAGAUUAA